AUGGCUGAGACCAAGCCUGUGAAGGAGGAAGUUAAAAGGAAGAGACAAAAGCAGCCAGGAAGACUGUAUGUGAAAGCAAUUUUUACCGGAUACCGCCGCGGUUUGAGAAAUCAGCAUGAGAACACAGCGCUUCUCAAAAUUGAUGGCGUAAACACCCGAGAUGAGACUGAGUUUUACCUGGGCAAACGAUGUGCUUAUAUCUACCGCGCCGAGAAGUAGACUCUCUAACUUCUAAUCGCUUUUGGCUUUAGGAAGAAGCAGUUUCCUCGUCGGCAGAAGCCCACUAAAGUCCGUGUGGUCUGGGGAAAAGUCACUCGACCCCAUGGUCGCAGCGGGGCCGUCCGCGCACACUUUAAGCGUAACCUCCCGGCCAAGGCGAUGGGCCACCGCAUCCGCGUUAUGCUUUAUCCCUCGCGCGUGUAA
Messenger RNA from Spirometra erinaceieuropaei, 423 nucleotides. The record is from the annotation of a GenBank genome assembly. NCBI's taxonomy places the organism in Eukaryota, Metazoa, Platyhelminthes, Cestoda, Diphyllobothriidea, Diphyllobothriidae.